AUGGCUCUACAGUUGUUUGCUCGUCUGGGAGACGAAGGGUACAAACCGGAUCGAGUAUCAGUUCUUGGUGCUCUCAAGGCUUGUUCCAGCUUGAUAGAGAAGGAUUCCGGGCAGGCUUUGGAUGGUCAACUGGUGGUAUUCUUAGAGAGGAGCAGGGAGAUUCACAGGAAAGCAGUAAAACUUGGCUUAGACUCGGAUCUCUUCGUCGCGAGCACCUUGAUUGAUCUUUACGCAAAAUGUGGGAGCUUGACAGAGGCUCGUCGAGUUUUCGAAGGAAUGAGCCAUCGUAGUGUGGUGACAUGGAACUGCAUGAUUCUCGGGUAUGCCAGCAGCGGCGAGGGUGGUGAAGCUCUCGAUAUCUAUGCUCGAAUGCGUCGUGGAGACACUCCACCGGAUGCUUUAACUUUCAUCGCAGCGCUGAAAGCUUGUUGCCGUCUUGCGGACGAGGAACUUGCCCAUGCCCCGGCACGCAUUCGUGGCAUGUUUGUUCCCCCAUCGAUGGAUCGAUCAGUUGUUUAUGGUGAAGAAGAAACGGAAGUCUUGAAGAUUCAGAGCUUCGAAAAAGGAAGGGCCGUUCGCUUGGAAGCUGGUGAGCACUAUUCAAACAUCUUAGUGACCAACACACUUGUGGAGUUCUAUGCCAACUGUGGGAGCAUGGUGGAGUCUCGCAGUUUCUUCGACAGUAUUGAACGUCCAGACGUGGUUUCUUGGAACUGCCUCACUCUUGGUUAUGCUCAGAACGGCAAAGGCGAGCAAGCUCUUGAGAUAUUCUUUAGCAUGGACGAGAAUGGUUGCGCUCCAGAUCGUGUCACAGUUCUUGCUGCACUAAAGGCCUGUGUCACCUUGGCUGAGAAGGAACAGGGCCAGAUUGUCGACGGAGGCGUCGUUAAGCUUCGGGCUUUGCAGAGAGGCAAGGCCGUGCAUGCUCGAGCUCUCGCUUUUGUGGACGGAGAAGACCUCUCGGUUCAUAAUGCUCUCGUUGACAUGUACGCCAAGUGUGGAGGCAUGGUGGAUGCUUGGGUGGUUUUCCAAGAUAUGGUGGUGCGACUUGGACGGGGAUAAUCCUGGGGUAUGCUUGCGGCGGCCAGCACAAGCUCGUCUUACAAUCGUUCGAAAGCAUGCAAGAGGAAGGUGUUAAGGCAGAUCAUGUCACUGCUACUGCUGCAUUUAAGGCUGUUGCGACUCUAGCAGAGAAUGAAGACCGCAAGCUUGUGAAGAAAUAGCUGGAGAAAGGCAGAGCUCUCCACUUGCAAGUCGCAAGGAUUUGCGAACUGGAUGACUACUUUUCGGUGGAUAUGUAUACCAAGUGUCAAAGCAUGGCGGAAGUCUUCACAGCAUCAAAGGCCCCUUGAUCUUGGGAUAUAGUCGGUUUGGAGAACCCGAGCGAGCUCUGGAGUUCUACACUCGGUUGCUGCACGAGAAAAGCUUGUAACCGGACGUACGUUGCUGCUCUCAAAGCCUGCGCUGAGCCUUGCAGCACUGGACUUCGGGCAGCAGAUUCACGUACAAGCUUGCAGUGCUGGACUGGAUACAGAGGCAUCGGUGGGAAGUUCUUUCGCUCAAAACGAGGCGCUCAAAGAGCGUGGCCUUGCAAGGUGGACGCGGUGGUGUGGAUGGCAUUCUUAAGUUCGUGCCUCAAGUGGAGAAAUGUGGAGCUUGGCAGGAUGGCCUUCAAGUCGGUUCUCAAGCUCGACGAUGGAACAGGCUCUGCGUACUCUCUCACGUCCAACAUCUAUGCCCGAGGAAGGCAUGGGGACUCAAGAGAAAGGAACAGAACACAAGCGAAGAACAGCGAAGAACAAGGAUAAAGCAAGGAGAGGGGAAGCGGUUUAAAGGAAGAAGAGCGCUUGAACGUGGAUGAUGGUGUGCUUUGGAUCAACGUAGCCAGUGGAAGUUAGAAAAAUGGAAGAACGAGGUGAAAACAUUGACAGCGAAAGAAAGCUUUUUGAUCCUGUGAUCUCCAGGUUUGCGGAUACGGUGAAAAAACUCAGUUUUGGUGGUGUAGUAACUUUUUGACUUUGUAGGGUUGAACACGCAACAAAUAAAAGGGAAAGAGUUGACGGCUUAUAAAUUCCCACA
Selaginella moellendorffii is the source of this 2079-nucleotide messenger RNA. RefSeq names its product pentatricopeptide repeat-containing protein At3g12770-like. NCBI's taxonomy places the organism in Eukaryota, Viridiplantae, Streptophyta, Lycopodiopsida, Selaginellales, Selaginellaceae. The record is from RefSeq and is a predicted model, not a curated record. Gene Ontology annotation, biological process: RNA modification. Gene Ontology annotation, molecular function: protein binding; RNA binding. The coding region runs from base 1 to 1062 and encodes 353 amino acids. The transcript has 3 exons.